Molecule: messenger RNA, 1439 nt
Organism: Metopolophium dirhodum (rose-grain aphid)
Lineage: Eukaryota; Metazoa; Arthropoda; Insecta; Hemiptera; Aphididae
Product: leucine-rich repeat and WD repeat-containing protein 1-like
Exons: 6
Coding region: 291-1439 (382 amino acids)
Biological process (GO): chromatin organization; establishment of protein localization to chromatin
Cellular component (GO): nuclear origin of replication recognition complex
Molecular function (GO): protein binding; chromatin binding
Source: RefSeq, a predicted model, not a curated record
ACUCGUCAAAUCAUGAAAUCAAACAUCGAACGUCCUCGUAAAUAAAUUUAAACGCACAUUUGAAUUUGAAACGUAUUAAUAAUUAAUAUUAGCCGAGUACCGGACUCCUUAGUUUACCACUUUUUUUUUUUUAUCGUAUAUUAAUCCGUAGUAUUAGAUUAGCGUUCUACUGACAGUCCUGAUUCCUGAAUAUUAUUCCCUAAAUAGGAUACCGUGAUAUUAGAAACCGUACAAAACUUACCCUGCUGCCUGCAUAGAUCGACCAUCUGCCUGUCUGACAUCCAUCGAUUAUGGGUGAAUUUGUGGCACACCAUUUCCUCAGGUGCCAUUCAAAGUCCGACAAUGAUUCGGCUGACGUCUCCACACAGGUGUGGUAUGCGGCGUUCGAGCCGUCCAACAAGUCCCACUUAGUGGCCACAUGUGGUGGCAACAAGGUCUGUGUUAUCGAUGUGGAGACUGGAAUUGUCCAGUUUAGAUAUACCUAUCUCAAAGGACUGUUGUAUACAUUAUCUUGGAGUACAGCAUGCCCCCGCAAUAAUAUAUUGGCCACUGGCGGGACUAACAAUACAAUUGUGCUCAUAGACUUGUUAUCCAAAUCAGCAUACCUUCACUACAGUUUGUUCCAAGGGAACAAUAAAAAGAUAUUUAUUAGUUCCAUUUUAUUUCAUCCUUCCCAAAAUAUAUUGUUUUGUGCAUUAAACAAUGGAUACUUAUACAUCCUCCAAUUUGAAACUGAUGAUAGUCGUAUCAUAAAUCUUGAAAACCGAUACAACAUUGAUCUCAAGUGCGAAAUUUUUGGAUUAGCGUUUUGUGAAAUAAAUGAUUAUUUACUCAUUGCCACUAAUGUUGGUUUAAAAGGAUGGGAUAGCUCUCAGAGCCAGGAUCAAGAACUAUUAGAUUUUGAACUUCCCAAAAAUCCUAAUGAAAUGUACAAAGAUCAAAAUGAAAAUGUGAUUGAUUCAAUAGAGAUUGUUAAAGACAGUUGGAUUGCCACUAAAGUGGCACUGCAUGGAGUUAUAUACAUUUUCAAUCUAGAUGCAGUGUUGUCAAAAACUAAGGACAACAGGUGUUUAGUAAAACCAACUUAUAUACUUCAAUGGAGUGAUACAGACAACUAUUUUAUGAGCUGUAGUGUUGGACUUGAUGGCAAGCUCUUAGCGUGUGGGGAUGAUAGGGGUAGCGUAUGGAUUUACAACCUGAAGGACUUAGCCUUCAAAUCUUCAACAAGUGAUUCGAAGGUCAUUACUGUCAAUUCAGUAUUGAAAUGGCCCAAACUUGAAGACAAGUUUUUGAAAAAGAAAAAGAAAUUGGAAGUAGAUGUUUAUGACAUAGUAAUGGCUAAAUGUGCUGUGCACUAUAGUGGCAAAUAUCUUGUAGCUGUAACUAAUAACAAUUUAGUUUGUUUGUAUAAGAAAUCAACAGUAAAAAAAUUAAAAUGA